CAAGCUAUAAAGGACGUUAUCGGUAUAUUGCAGAGGCGAGAUAAGGCAGCAAAGGGGAGGGGGAUGCCAAGUUAUAAUAAAAAGGAUAGUAUAGCUACUAGGGACUAUAAUAAGCAUAAUGCCAAGCUAAAGCAUACUAUCUGCAAAUUUUAUAUCUUACUUAUCUGCCAGACUGUCAGAAGCAGGCUAUUCUGGUUUACUAUCUUAAGCUUCUGUAUUAUACUUAGCCGGAUAAAGGCUCUAAUGCGCCAGGUAGAUAACAAGCAGCAUAAGCAGUGCAUAUAG
Messenger RNA from Fusarium redolens, 285 nucleotides. RefSeq lists its product as uncharacterized. NCBI's taxonomy places the organism in Eukaryota, Fungi, Ascomycota, Sordariomycetes, Hypocreales, Nectriaceae. The transcript has a single exon. The annotation marks the transcript as partial. The record is from RefSeq and is a predicted model, not a curated record.